GCUAACUACUUUUCUAAAUUUUCAAAAGCUCCAGUAAUAUGCAGAUUAGUUGGAAGAAAAGUUCUUGAUGGAGUUGGUCAGCCAACAUUAGAAGUGGAAAUAUACUGUACAGUUAAAAACUAUGAGAAGAGGAUUUGUUCCACUGUAAUGUCUUCUCAUUCUCAAAUACCUGAAAAUGCUUUAUGUGAAACAACUGAAGCUGAUGAGAAAGAAAGAAAUGACGCUGUUAACACUGCUGUGGAAUGGGUGAAUGAGUCACUGAACACAAUGUUAAGAGACUUGAAGCCUACUGACCAGUGUAAAGUUGAUAAGAUGCUUGGUGAAUACUUCACAAAAAAGGCAGAAGAAAAAAAAGAAAUUCAAAAGCAAGAAGAAGAAGAAGAAGCAGCAGCCACUCUUGCACUUACUUCAUCCACUCCAUCAGCAACAGCACUACCUGGGAAAAAAAAAGCAGCAAAACCAGGGAAGAAGGUGGCAGCUGCAGAGAGAAUGAUCCCACCGGCAGAACCUGUUGAAGCAGUGCUUUGUGGCAGCUCAGCCAUUGGGGGAACAUCACUUGCUAUAGCUAAGGCUGGUGCCACCAUUAGCCAUAUCCCAUUGUACUUACAUAUUGCACUGCUGAAAUGUAAUCAGGAUUCACCUAAAGAAAUUACUCUGCCACUCCCAAUGGUUACUCUGUUGAACUGUGAAAAAUUUUCACCUGCAAAACUGAAAUUAGUGAAAGAAGUUAUGCUUAUACCACCAGUUCAGUUAUCACGCAAACAGGGCAUAGAAAGAGUUCUGGAUAUUCAGAAAGAAAUGAUGAGACUGUUGGAGCCUCCAGGCAAAGCGUCCAGUCCUCAACUAGCAGAUGGUAAGAAAGGCAGAGCCCGUAAUACAGGGAAGAAAGCUCCGCCACAAGUCUUAAAAAGAAUGUCACACUUAGGUUGCCUAAUAAUGGAAUGCGACAAUCUAGAACAACCGCUACUCCUAAUGCAAACAGCUUGCAACAAUAUAGGUCUGGAGCUAGGAACAGACAUAUACUUAGCAAUAAAUUGUGCUGCUCAUGAAUUAAUGGAUUAUGUUAAAGGAAAAUAUGAAAUACUCACUGGAACGUUCAAAAGUCCUGAUGAAAUGGUUGACAUGUAUGUGGAACUGAUUAAUAAAUUUCCUUUUAUUAUUGCAUUAAUAGAUCCCUUAAGAAAAGAG
Messenger RNA from Pelecanus crispus (Dalmatian pelican), 1188 nucleotides. The record is from RefSeq and is a predicted model, not a curated record. NCBI's taxonomy places the organism in Eukaryota, Metazoa, Chordata, Aves, Pelecaniformes, Pelecanidae.